CUAGAUGGACGCUGCCCAGUGCUGCCAGUACGAGUAGGUUGCGGGCUCCGGGUCGCUGUUCGCCAUUGCUGUCUGUUCUGCCAUUAUCGUUUUGUUCGGCGGUCCGGUUUAUUAACAAGGUCUUAUUGAUAUUUGACAUUCGAACUGGCAACAAAAAAGUUAUAAAAAUGCAAUACAAUAGUGUGUAUAAUAAUCAGAACAAUCAUAUGUACAGACCACGUCCUGACUGCAACGAACAAUACGGUAAGCAGACAAACUGCUGGACUCCACAGAUGCCAAACGAUUUUGGAGGUCCUAAAAUGGAUUACAGUAACAAAGAUUUCGGUGGACCGAAAAGUUAUACCAAUAAAAGUCAGACGUUUAUGGCUGGGUUAAAAAAUGAUUUUGGUGGACCCAAAUUGCAGAGUAUGAAAGCAAAAAAUCCAGGUGAAAGUCUCAAAAAACCAGAUUGGAGUCAAGCCAACAUGCAGCCGUUUAGGAAGAACUUCUAUGUACCACAUGCAAAGAAUAAAGACAGGACCAAGGAGGAAGUAGACAGAUACAGGGAGGAGAAAGAAAUCACAGUUAAUGGCAAUGAUGUACCGAAUCCAAAUCAAGAGUUUGAUGAAGGCAAUUUCCCAGAAUAUAUCAUGAGGGAGAUUCGAAAACAGAGUUUUGCUGAACCCACUGCGAUACAGUCACAAGGGUGGCCAAUUGCUUUGAGUGGACGGGAUAUGGUAGGAAUUGCACAAACUGGUUCUGGAAAGACACUGGCCUACAUGCUGCCCGCCGCUGUGCACAUCAGCAACCAAGAACGUCUUCAGAGAGGAGAUGGCCCCAUUGCAUUGGUACUUGCCCCCACUCGAGAAUUAGCUCAACAAAUUCAAACUGUUGCUCGUGACUUUGGUGCUUCAAAUUCAAUUCGCAACACUUGUAUUUUUGGAGGAUCUCCCAAAGGACCUCAAGCACGCGAUUUGGAAAGAGGUGUUGAAAUUGUCAUAGCCACACCAGGUCGACUGAUUGAUUUCUUAGAGCGUGGAACCACAAAUUUAAGAAGGUGUACUUAUCUGGUGCUUGAUGAAGCUGAUAGAAUGUUAGAUAUGGGUUUUGAACCUCAAAUUCGUAAAAUCAUUGAGCAAAUCAGGCCAGACAGACAAGUUUUGAUGUGGUCUGCAACUUGGCCAAAAGAAGUUCAAGCUUUGGCAGAAGACUUCCUAAAUGACUACAUACAAAUUAACAUCGGUUCACUGAAUCUUGCUGCUAAUCACAACAUCAGACAGAUAAUUGAGAUCUGUGAAGAGUCUCAGAAAGAACAAAAAUUGUCCAAUUUGUUAAGAGAAAUUAUGACAGAACGUACAAACAAGAUUAUAAUUUUUGUUGAAACCAAAAAGAAAGUAGAUGAUAUAACAAAAACAAUUAAAAGGGAGGGAUAUGCUGCAAUUUGUAUUCAUGGUGAUAAGUCACAAGGCGAGCGGGAUCAUGUGUUGAAUGAAUUCAGAUGUGGAAAGUCUUCAAUAUUGGUCGCUACAGAUGUUGCUGCUAGAGGUUUGGAUGUAGAAGAUGUGAAGUAUGUUUUGAACUACGAUUAUCCCAAUUCAUCUGAGGAUUACAUCCAUAGAAUUGGUCGUACAGGUCGUUGUGAUCAAUCAGGAACUGCUUACACCUUCUUCACUCCUGGUAACAGCAGACAAGCUCGUGAGUUGGUAGCUGUUCUUGAAGAGGCAGGACAAAGUGUACCUCCAACACUCAUGGAAAUGGCCCGCACAUCAUUCAAUGGAAAAGGUUCUUCAAACCAAACAAAAUCUAACUUUCACAAAAGGCAAUUGCCACAAUCGCAAACAAAUAAUUUUAAUUCGCCAGGGCGCAACCGAUGGCAGCAGAAUAAUAACCGUAACAAGGACAAUGGAGCCAUGAUGAUGGGAAAACCGAUGAACAACCAGUGGAUCAAUCCAAGUCAUCAGGAGUAUCAACCCAUGAGACCGGGAAGUGGUGCACCCAGGUUCAAUAAUCCAAUGGGAAACCACAUGCGCAAUCCACACAACGGAGGAGGAAUGGAGCAUAAUGGAUAUCAACCAAGAAAUAAUGGUUAUCAGAAGAGCUAUCACAACCAAAACAUGAAUGGAGCCGGUGGUUACCAGAGUAAUGGUUACCAAAGCAAUGGCUAUCAAAAUAAUGGACCAAGAAAUUAUGGAAAUCGUGGUUAUAAUCCAUCAGGAGGACCAAACCCACGCUACAACCGUAACCAAUCAAAUGGCCAAUCAAAUUCCCAAUUUGUAGCCAAUGGUGGUGCUUCAGUUCCUCAGGGCCAUGCCAGUCCACAGCCUGCAGCAGGCAUGUAUGGUAUGCUAGCACCCGCUCCUGGCGUCGGAGCUCAUCAUGGACAUCAUGCUUAUGUUAUGGGUGCUCCCGGAGCUCCAGGUGCUGGAAGUGAUGCAGGAAUUCAGAGCAUAUUAAGCAACAAAUUCUUCCAGACCGGUCGCGGUGCUCAGAGCAAUCCCUGUGCCUUCCAAUCAAUGGCACCUCCAUCAGUACCAUACGGUCAAUUUGCUCCUGUCCAGCAAGCGGCCUAUUACCACCAGUACACGGCUGCCCCCCCAACGGCCGCAGUUCAACAAUAAGCAAGACAAUUUGCUUAUUUCACAAACAAGAUAAGUGAAAUAGUACUAUAGAAAAACUAACAGCUAAUUAAUUGAUGACUUGACAGUAAAAUGGUUAUUCCUGGUGACAUUUACUUUACAAGCGGUAAUUUUAAUAAAAAAAAACAAGGGCAGUUGCUGGUUGAAUGAAACUGAAAAUUAUAAUUAACAUUAAAUAUCUUGAUGAGAUUUCAUAAAAGUCAUCGAAAUUUAAAUUAAAGAAAUUUGGAAGUUGAUAAUUAUUUCUAUCCAAGACAGAAGGCGGCAAAUGGUGGUCCAUCUGUGUGCCCCCAACCUACAACCUAAAUUAAGUUUAUAUGUAAUUUUUUGGAAAUCUUUUCUAGUGUUUAGUGAUGUUAUUUGUUCGUUAUCAAUAAAACAUUGCAACAAAAUCGUACCAAAGG
Ctenocephalides felis (cat flea) is the source of this 3019-nucleotide messenger RNA. Its product is annotated as DEAD-box ATP-dependent RNA helicase 20-like. The transcript has 9 exons. NCBI's taxonomy places the organism in Eukaryota, Metazoa, Arthropoda, Insecta, Siphonaptera, Pulicidae. The coding region runs from base 168 to 2597 and encodes 809 amino acids. Gene Ontology annotation, cellular component: cytoplasm; ribonucleoprotein complex; nucleus. The record is from RefSeq and is a predicted model, not a curated record. Gene Ontology annotation, molecular function: ATP binding; RNA helicase activity; RNA binding.